Molecule: messenger RNA, 1279 nt
Organism: Salvelinus namaycush (lake trout)
Lineage: Eukaryota; Metazoa; Chordata; Actinopteri; Salmoniformes; Salmonidae
Product: nuclear receptor subfamily 5 group A member 2-like
Exons: 4
Coding region: 165-644 (159 amino acids)
Biological process (GO): regulation of transcription by RNA polymerase II; tissue development; hormone-mediated signaling pathway
Cellular component (GO): RNA polymerase II transcription regulator complex
Molecular function (GO): RNA polymerase II cis-regulatory region sequence-specific DNA binding; nuclear receptor activity; zinc ion binding
Source: RefSeq, a predicted model, not a curated record
GGAUGGGAUAUUUCACCAGGCAGAGUUCACUCGACUUCAGAGCAAGCGGACAGUAACUUUUUAUUUUAUUUUUAACUCCUAAAGUCUCAGCCACAGAAUGGAAUAGGUUAAGAGUGUUGGGUCGGUGUCGUAGAAGAUAGAUCAAACCAGAGCUGUGGAUUGGCAUGUCUUCCUCCAGCCCUGACAGUGAAAGUGAUCCGUGUGGCUCCACAGAGGACUUGACUGGUGCAGGUGGUCAGCCGGACGGAGCUGAGUCUCCCGCUCAGCCCAGCGGAGCUGUCAUGCUGCCCAAAGGCGACACGGAAUCUCUAGGACUCGUUCGAUCGCAUGGAGAACAGGGGCACAUGCCAAGAAAUAUGCAAGCCCCCCACUAUAAAAUGAUGGACUACUCGUAUGAUGAAGACUUGGAUGAGAUGUGUCCGGUUUGUGGAGACAAGGUUUCUGGAUACCAUUAUGGGCUCCUCACAUGUGAAAGCUGCAAGGGCUUCUUCAAGCGCACGGUUCAGAACAACAAGCGGUACACAUGCAUAGAGAACCAGACAUGUGCCAUCGACAAGACACAAAGAAAACGCUGCCCUUAUUGCCGCUUCCAGAAGUGCCUCACUGUUGGCAUGAAGCUGGAAGGUAAGGGCACCUCAUAUUAAUGAGGUUAUAAGACAACAAGAAGGUCUUGCAGUUUGGCAUCAGCCUCUGGCAUAAGUGAUGGGAGAAAUUGUGUACUAGUCACCAUCCAUGGAUUUUGGUUCUGGUGUAAAUAUACAAUAUUUUCAAUAAAGACAGCUUUUUAUAGGCCAUCUUAGUAUAGGCCAACUAUGUUAUGGUCAGGGUUUGACUUAUGUUGGUGCAUGACAGACCUGGGUUCAAAUAGUAUUCUUUUUCUCUUUCAAAAAGGGGUUUUGGACUUUUGGGACUACUCUAUUGGUUCCAUUGUGCAACGCGAGUUCAGUCACACCCAGCUAAAGUUGUUGAAAGUAAAUGAAAUCUAUUUUAGCCCAGAGACUGGUGCAUACAGUACACAGGGGUCAGUAGAUUCUCCCAUAAUAAAUCAGAUCAUGCUCAAACGAGUCGGAAUAUGUGACCGACCGCCUCAAUUCGGUCUUAUGUAGCAACAUUUGAAAAAGACUCAGAGGUACAAAAUGGUACAUCAUACACUGCAUUUGAGGAACAAUGGGAAGGUAAUUCUAAUUUAAAGUUGUAGCCCCACUUUUGGAAUGUUUUGGUACACCUACAGGAGAGCUCUUCUCUGUCUACACCCAUUCAGCAUCGUUCACAUCCUCUU